This is a messenger RNA of Juglans microcarpa x Juglans regia, 438 nucleotides long. Its product is annotated as auxin-responsive protein SAUR22-like. Gene Ontology annotation, biological process: response to auxin. The coding region runs from base 1 to 438 and encodes 145 amino acids. NCBI's taxonomy places the organism in Eukaryota, Viridiplantae, Streptophyta, Magnoliopsida, Fagales, Juglandaceae. The transcript has a single exon. The record is from RefSeq and is a predicted model, not a curated record.
AUGAAGUCCGGGCCGGCCGGCAAGAUGAAGCAGUACCGGUUAUGUCGAGGUUCCAACUGGCCGAAGAACAUUCAUUGGCUAAUGCCAUGGUCGUGGUCUCCAGUACCUAAUUACCAGAAACGUCCAGCGAAGAAGCUAAUUAUUAGAGAAAACUCAUGUGCCAUGAAGGAGUCAUUGCUUGCCGGAGAUCAUCAGCUGUCCGAUGGCAGGAGUACUAGUACCACUACUGGAGUGCAAGUAAUUCCUAAGGGGUUCUUGGCAGUGUAUGUUGGGACGACAGAGCUUAGGAGGUGUGUGAUUCCAACGAGCUACUUGUCGAUGCCGGAUUUUAGGAUUUUAAUGGAGAAGGCGGCUGAUGAAUAUGGGUAUGAGCAAGAGGGAGGGCUUAGACUUCCUUGUGAGGAAGAAGAUUUUAAGAAGAUAUUAUUGAAAUGUUAG